This is a messenger RNA of Cryptotermes secundus, 4230 nucleotides long. RefSeq names its product ATP-binding cassette sub-family B member 7, mitochondrial. Gene Ontology annotation, molecular function: ATP hydrolysis activity; ABC-type transporter activity; ATP binding. NCBI's taxonomy places the organism in Eukaryota, Metazoa, Arthropoda, Insecta, Blattodea, Kalotermitidae. Gene Ontology annotation, biological process: transmembrane transport; intracellular iron ion homeostasis. Bases 106 to 2445 code for a protein of 779 amino acids. The transcript has 15 exons. Gene Ontology annotation, cellular component: mitochondrial inner membrane. The record is from RefSeq and is a predicted model, not a curated record.
AGAAAUUUUAGUCUUAAAGUGUUAAACAAGUUAUCGAAAGGUAUUAAAAAGCAGCUGGACAAUGUGAAAAUAUUUACAGGUUUAAGGAUGAUAUCUUAAGGCGAAAUGGGAAGAACACACAGAAGAAGGAAAAGGAAGAUUCGGAGAAAAAUUUCUUCAAAUCUACAUUCGUCUCCAUAUUUCAUUAAUUUAACACAGUGGAUGAAGAAGCAUGGCUGGUCACCAACUUGCACGCUGUGUCCUGUAGAAUUCUAUGAUACAGGUCGUGGUUUAAGGACAGAAAGAAGUAUCGCUAAAAAUGAGAUAUGGGGCCACAGAAAUCUCUUUGUUCUAGGGAAGUUAAUGAGUACCAAUGACAGAUGCAUUUUCAGCUGCGCCUUAAUGAGUACCAGCAGUGCAGGCCAUAUACUAGAUCAGAAGCAGAAGCAAACAAAGAGUGGAGGUUAUCUGACAUCAAACUCUCCUGAUGUUAGUAAGAUUGUUAGUGAUUUUGUUCCUGCAAAAAUUCCACCAGGACAGUCAGUGAGAAAAUGUUUUCACCCAGGAGUGUCGUCAAUGGCCAGGGAAGCAUUUCCACUAAGUGAAGAUCCUGUCACCAGCAAGGAUAUGCUCAGGGGGAUGAUGACAUACAUUUGGCCAAGGGAUGAUGCAGCUAUACGAAAACGUGUAUGUGUUGCUCUUGGUCUCCUGGCUGGAGCCAAGAUGUUGAGUGUGGCUGUCCCCUUCACAUUUAAAUAUGCUCUGGAUCAUCUAAACCAGGCAUUACCACCGACAGCCAGUGGAGAAGCUUACCUGAAUAUGGCAUCUGCACCUGACACCGUUAUGACUGUAGCAGCAACUAUGCUUAUUGGCUAUGGCAUUGCACGUGCUGGUGCUGCAGCUUUCAAUGAAUUGAGGAAUGCAGUGUUUGCCAAAGUUGCACAGCAUUCAAUUCGACGUAUUGCACGUAAUGUGUUUUUGCAUCUUCACAAUUUGGAUUUGGCUUUUCACUUGAGCCGACAAACUGGAGCUCUUUCAAAGACUAUUGACAGGGGAAGUCGUGGCAUUAAUUUUGUACUGUCAGCUAUGGUGUUCAACAUAGUCCCAACAGUGUUUGAGUUGGCACUUGUCAGUACUAUCCUGGGCGUGAAGUGUGGUGCAGCCUUUGCGGGAGUAUCGUUGGGUUGUGUUGGUGUAUAUGCAGCAUUUACUCUUGCCAUUACACAGUGGAGGACAAAGUUCCGAGUUAUUAUGAACAAGGCUGAGAAUGAAGCAGGAAACAAAGCAGUGGAUUCACUUAUUAACUAUGAAACUGUCAAGUAUUUCAACAAUGAAAAGUAUGAAGCAGAUCGCUAUGAUAGUUCUUUGAAGAAAUAUGAAGCAGCCUCAUUGAAGACUAGCACAAGCCUUGCAUUGCUCAACUUUGGACAGAAUGCAAUCUUUAGUGGUGCUUUGAGCUUGAUCAUGGUUCUAGCAGCCAAGCAAAUUGUGCAAGGAAAUAUGACAGUUGGAGACUUAGUUAUGGUGAAUGGCUUACUGUUCCAAUUGUCGGUGCCUCUUGGGUUCCUUGGAUCAGUUUACCGAGAGGUUCGACAAGCUCUGAUUGACAUGCAGACCAUGUUUACUCUGAUGUCCAUGGAUACAAAAAUCAAGAACAGAUAUGAUGCUGUGCCACUAAGUAUCACUCCAGAAACAACCACAAUUACUUUCCGCAAUGUAAAGUUUGAGUAUGUUGCUGGGAAGCCAGUACUUGAUAGCCUUUCAUUCACCAUCCCAGCUGGCAAGAAAAUUGCUAUUGUCGGUGGAUCAGGUUCAGGAAAAUCGUCAAUAAUCCGUCUCCUUUAUCGGUUCUUUGAGCCACAAGAUGGAGAAAUUCUUGUUGGAAAUCAAAAUAUCAAUAGUGUUGAGCUGGAAAGUCUAAGGAGAGCUAUUGCUAUUGUACCUCAGGACUCUGUGUUGUUCCAUGACACCAUAUUCUAUAACUUGCACUAUGGUAACCUGUUGAAAAGUGUGGAGGAUGUAUAUGCAGCAACUAAAAUGGCAGAACUUCAUGACUCAAUCCAACAAUGGCCCCAGGGUUACCAGACACCGGUUGGUGAACGUGGUUUGAAAUUGUCUGGCGGAGAGAAACAGAGAGUAGCAAUUGCUCGAGCAAUUUUGAAAGGAUCUCCCAUUCUUGUAUUUGAUGAAGCUACAUCCUCUCUUGAUUCAAUCACUGAACAUAAUAUACUGGGAGCUUUGAGAAGAGCUACAGAGGGUCGUACAUCAAUAGUAAUUGCACACAGGCUUUCAACUAUAAUGGAUGCUGAUGAGAUUUUGGUAUUAGACAAAGGUCAAGUAGCUGAAAGUGGAACUCACAGCCAGCUUCUGUCGAACCCUCAAAGUAUUUAUUCAAAAAUGUGGGAUAUUCAGCAGAGAGCCAGUGUAGAAAGCAAACCAGUUCAUUCUGCUCAGCAGGGAGCCUGAACUAUAUUAAAAAAAUUGAAAUAUGUAAAUACAUGUGUGAAUCAUGUCUGUACUGUGACAUGAAUGUAAAUAUUCGGGAAUUGUAUUUUAUCUUUGUAUUUGUAUAAAUGUAUACAUUUAUCUUCAUUUUGAAAACUUAUUGAUUCCCAAAUAUAUAGUUCUGAUUGUGCUAUAUUCUGUGUUUGAAUUCCCUCCAAGAGUGGAGAAGUGGGGUAAUCAAUAUAACCAACUUCAGUCAGUGGAUUACACUAAGUUACUGCUGGACCCAAGUAUGUACAUUUCUAUAUAGGCUAACUUAAUUUUAUGUCUGUAUUACAGAUGUGUGUGCUGUUUCAGUGACCAAAAAAAUGUAGUUUUGAUAUGGAUACAAUAUUAUACAAUUAAAAUGCAAGGAACAGCAUUAGUGAUCUAAGUAAUUGACUAGGGAAAUGGAAACAGUUGAAUGCUCAAUUUGUAAACAACUUUGAAGAUGAAGUUUAAAGACAUUAUAAUUUGAUAUAAGGUCAUGAUGUGCUGUAUUUUUGGAAAUGCAUUGUAAAGUGUGCUUCAUUUAGUGCCAGUUCUGUUUGUGGUAUGAAUUAACAUUAGUAAUUUGAAAUUUCUUCAGUUUCUUUAAUGUGAUAAAAGUAAGGACUUUUCUGGGAAUUAUUUGUUAUGGAAUAUCUGGCAGUAGUUGGUGUGUUAGGGUUUUACCUUACUUCCUUAUAUUCAGUCAUUAAAACCCCACAAAGGAAUGAUGGCACUUAUAGCAUCAUUUCUUGGCAUUAUUGAAGUUAUACUAAAAUUAAAAAUAUUAACCUAUGCAAGAAGAAAGGUAAAAUAUUCCAUUUUGUUAGACAUCUUGAUACACCACAAAUGCAGUUCAGAGUUCUCAAUUUAGUUUCUUUUCACUUAAUAUGUUCAUUAUGUGACAUGACAGAACUGUUGUAGUUGGCAUCCAGCUCCAAGCUCCAUCCAGUGAUGUAUUGGAUAUGUGACCAAGGUUGGGUGAGGAGAAUGUGUGAUAUGGUGUUGGUUUGGGUGCAAAGAGAUACUUUCUGAUGUUAAUAACUUACCAGGUCAUCCCCUGCAUUUGAUGCAUCAGUAUGAUUGCUCAGCUUGUUGAUAGAACAACACAAUCACAAGGUGUGUUUGAAUUGGCAGUAAAUUAGGAAUCUGAUAUUGCUCAAAUUAUAACUGCAUAAAGCAUGAUUUUACAUGGUGAACAAUUAUUUGCCUGUUUAUUAUUCUUAAUAAUUUUGUUAAUUAUGUAGAUAAUGACUUAUAGUCUGAACUGGUGACUAGGAAUUGGUUGGUACUGGUUAAACCUCUAAAAUACUCUAAAAUAUAUGAUGAUCAUUUUGAAUAGUAAGACCCUUUCCUGAAUGUUUGAUGACUAUGUAUCAUGAUGCAAGCACUUGAUUGUUAACUAACAUGCACUCUGUUUCCUUACUACCUUUAACUGACUGCUUGAUCACACACCCCUUGUUUCUGCACCUUAGCAUCAUACUUCUUAAUUUAUUAGUCAGUAAUAACAGUGCGGUGGACAGAAAACUGUGAGGUGGGAGUGACACUAGAAUCACAUAAUUUAGAAUCCCAAGAAGAUAUAUGGCAAUAGACCUACAAAAAAAUGUACUUUUUUUGAAGAAUCAUGGUUACUGUGAGAAAAGUUUAGCGUUCUAUUUCAUGGUGAUAACUGAAGGACCACUGGAGCUAGGCAUAUGGAGUUUGUUAUGAAGAUUGAUAAUAAAAAUACCAGUACUGUGUAUGCUAAAAACUGACAGUAAAUUAACAGUUACAAACACA